Galeopterus variegatus (Sunda flying lemur) is the source of this 1084-nucleotide messenger RNA. RefSeq names its product peptidase inhibitor 15 (gene PI15). NCBI's taxonomy places the organism in Eukaryota, Metazoa, Chordata, Mammalia, Dermoptera, Cynocephalidae. The transcript is spliced from 6 exons. The record is from RefSeq and is a predicted model, not a curated record. Bases 77 to 853 code for a protein of 258 amino acids. Gene Ontology annotation, cellular component: extracellular region.
UUUUGGAAGAGCAAUAUAUUCAUUUUGGCAUUGUGCAGAGCCAAGUAAACCCGGUGGGCUUUCUCCGUCCCUCAAAAUGACAGCAGUCUCCGCCGUCAGCAGUGCGCUCCUGUUCUCCUUUCUCUGUGAAGCAAGUGCCGUCGUCUUACCCAACGCCACUGACUCAUCCCCGCCAGCCAAUAAUUUCACUGAUAUUGAAGCAGCUGUAAAAGCACAGCUAGAUUCUGCGGAUACCCCCAAAGCCAGGCGGAAGCGCUACAUUUCGCAGAAUGACAUGAUCGCCAUUCUUGAUUUUCAUAAUCAAGUUCGGGGCAAAGUGUUCCCACCGGCAGCAAACAUGGAAUAUAUGGUUUGGGACGAAAAUCUUGCAAAAUCUGCAGAGGCUUGGGCAGCUACUUGCAUCUGGGACCAUGGACCUUCUUACUUACUGAGAUUUUUGGGCCAAAAUCUGUCUGUACGAACUGGAAGAUAUCGCUCUAUUCUCCAGCUGGUCAAGCCAUGGUAUGAUGAAGUGAAAGAUUAUGCUUUUCCAUAUCCCCAGGACUGCAACCCCAGAUGUCCUAUGAGAUGUUUUGGUCCCAUGUGCACACAUUAUACACAGAUGGUUUGGGCCACUUCCAAUCGGAUAGGAUGUGCAAUUCAUACAUGCCAGAACAUGAAUGUUUGGGGAUCUGUAUGGAGACGUGCAGUAUACUUGGUAUGCAACUAUGCCCCAAAGGGCAAUUGGAUUGGAGAAGCACCAUAUAAAGUAGGGGUACCAUGUUCAUCUUGCCCUCCAAGUUAUGGGGCAUCUUGUACUGAUAAUCUGUGUUUUCCAGGAGUAACAUCAAACUACCUGUACUGGUUUAAAUAAGCUUACCUUUUCCUCCAGGAAGUAAAAUGCUUUCUGGGAAUCAUAGGCAUAUAUAUAUAUUGAAUUUUGCACAUAUUAUACAUAUUUUAUAAUAAUCUUGUUUUCCUUUUAGUAUUCAUUUGUAUAGAUUAGUGUUUGGUAUGUUUGUUUAAUUUUUUUAGAUAAUUAAAACAUCCGUUUCUAUUUUCUGACCUCUAAGCAUAAAUUAAAAUAUUGUAUAUGUAGUAAUGA